Molecule: messenger RNA, 2865 nt
Organism: Octopus sinensis (East Asian common octopus)
Lineage: Eukaryota; Metazoa; Mollusca; Cephalopoda; Octopoda; Octopodidae
Product: protocadherin-18-like
Exons: 3
Coding region: 253-2694 (813 amino acids)
Biological process (GO): homophilic cell-cell adhesion
Cellular component (GO): plasma membrane
Molecular function (GO): calcium ion binding
Source: RefSeq, a predicted model, not a curated record
CCUAUGCAUUCAUCCACACAUCCACACAUACAUAUCCAUACAUAUAUAUAUAUACAUGGACAGACACAAAUGUAAACACACACCAGAGACUCAGCCUGUCUCUCCACUGUGCAACCAAUUCACCAGUUGUCUGGAGAGUAGCAGGUUUAUGGAGGAGUACUGUAUAUAUACAUAUACAUAUAUAUAUAUCCUCUGUGUGUGUAUAUACUACUGGCUCUGAAAUGUCAACACUGGUGAGCAGGAGCUGAGGAGAUGAAGAGGCCUGAAUCUCUGGUGAUGCGGUUGGAACUCCUUCUGUUCUACUCCUUCUUCUUCUUCUUCUUCCUCUUCCCGGUGGCUCAGUCCGUUGAUGUCACUUACCAUUUGGAAGAAGAGAACAGUCCCAACAGCUACAUAGGAAACAUCGCUACCGAUCUCUGGUUGCUAAGCAACGUUGCAUCAAAGGACCACAGCCUGAUAUCGUUUGACAUGCUCAAGCCACGAGACAGCAUCACUGCCCAGUUGUUUAAUGUGACCCACGAGGGAAAACUUUACGCCACACAAACUGUAGACGCCGAGAGUCUGUGUUUGUAUAAUACGGAAUGCUACAAAAUCCUCAAAAUUGCUGUCCGUAAAGAGGGGUCGUUUAUGAAAAUAUUAAAAGUCAAAGUCGUCAUUGAGGAUAUCAAUGACCAACGUCCCGAGUUCCCAGUGAAAAAAAUUGACAUCCAGUUUUCAGAAGAUGACCGAAACGGUGUAGAGAGGUCAGUUCCCAGUGCAAUUGAUCGUGAUGUUAGCAUUCAGAAUUCCAGAAUAACAUAUGAACUUAGGAAGAAUAAUGAACCAUUCUCUUUAUCAGUUACUAAAAGAAUGACUGGAAGUUCAAAGUUAGGAAUUGUUUUGGAUAAAAAACUUGACCGAGAAAUGAACGCUAGUUAUGUGGUUCAGGUUGUGGCCAAGAACAGCAAAUUCCAGUUGAGGCAGAGCAUCUUAAAUGUACAAAUAUCGGUGACAGACGAGAAUGAUAACUUGCCUCUUUUCUCCAAAAACAUUUAUAACACUUCAGUGAACAAUAUCCAUAAACUAUGCCGACCCCUGAUCGUGUUGUCUGCAACUGACCUGGAUUCUGGUAAAAAUGGUCAGCUGACAUAUCUGAUCAGUACAGAAACUUCAUUAGUUGCUAGGGAAUAUUUUCAUCUUAAUGAAACUUCGGGUGCAAUUUAUUUGAGCAAAAACUUUACGUCUAAACAUAAAAAGACGUACAAAUUGUUAGUAGAAGCCCGAGACAAUGGAGACCCACCUCUCAGUUCAACAGCAAUAGUAUAUAUCCAGGUGGUAAACAUAGAAAAUAAUCCACCAAUUAUUGAUAUUAAUUUUGUGUCUCAGUUAAGCAGAAAUGUGGGGGAGAUUUCAGAGAAAAUCAAUAUCGAUAGUUUUAUAGCUUAUGUUAGUGUGAGUGAUAAUAACAUGGGCAAAAAUGGUGAAGUGAAGUGUGACCUACAUCAUGCUAAAUUCCAGCUGUUGGAUUUGGGGCCUAAUGAAUACAAAAUGACAUUGAAAAAACCUGUUGACAGAGAGAUAAGGGAUCACUACGAUAUUACCAUUUCUUGCCAAGACAAAGGAACCCCUCCUUUACAAACUCUAAAGAAGUUUUCCAUCAAAGUAAUGGACGUUAACGAUGUUAAACCAAUGUUUAACAAAAAUACUUUUAAAUUUCUGACUUAUGAAAAUGGGAAACCAAACUUCCCCAUUGGUUUCAUAAAUGCUACUGACCCCGAUAUGGGAGCUGGAGGUCAACUGACUUUUUCUCUGUUGAGUACCAGCAAACAUGUGAUACCAUUCCAGAUAACUGAUUAUGGUUUUAUCUCAACCACUAUACCACUGGAUAGAGAACAACAAAAUGUUUAUAAGUUCCAAGUAUUUGUCAAAGACAACGGGAAUCCUUCAUUAAAUAACACAGCCAAUGUGAUUGUAGAAGUUUUAGAUGAGAAUGAUAAUGCCCCUUAUUUUACCUUCCCUAGUUCGGACCCUUUCAGUUUAGAUGUCCAUUAUCAUCCCCAAAGUAAAAAAGAGAUCACUAUUUUAAGGGCUUCAGACAGGGACAGUCAUAUGAAUUCAUUUCUCAGAUAUGAAAUACUCAAAGGAAACAUCAAACAGUUAUUUGCGGUGAACCCUUAUACAGGGGUCUUAUCAUAUUCUCGGACAGUUUACCAAAACGAUGCUGGAUCCUAUCAACUGGAGUUUGCUGUAAAAGACAGUGGCACUCCUGUUCUGUCAGCCACUACAACUGUCUCUUUGACACUGACCGUUAGCAACAAGACAUCUCCAGCACUGUCCACCGUCCAGUUAAAGUCUGAUAAAAUGAUCAACUUAACUUGGGUCAUUGUUAUUGUCACAUCUGCUGUGAUAGUGUCGGUGGCGAUCGUAGUGUCCAUAACUCUGUGUGUGGUCAGAUGUAACAACAACCGGAACAACCAGUAUAUCACGGAAAUCAACUCCGACCGAGAAAAAAGCCAUUAUACAUGCGUCACGAAGAAAUCGGACACGCUAAACAGGAGUUCCAACGAUAUGAUGGCCAGGAAUACUCAGUUGAUCGAAACUAAAGCCGAAUUUUAUCCUCAAUAUGAGUCACAAAGUGAAUGGACCACAUCGACCAUUGACAAAAGACCUCAGUCAGUCCUGCUGCUUCCAGCCCGCGGUUCCAAGAGUCGAUGAAGCGGACACUGAGAGACUACUGGGAUGUUCCAGCUUUUGUUCUGCUAGAUGUGUGCUUCUAGUGUAGCUCGACUGCGCUCCACUGUACUGCUGUAUACACAUCUAUAUACAUACAUGCACACACAUACACAUGCACAUCCACACACACACACAUACAUCCAUAUAUGUAUA